Molecule: messenger RNA, 1534 nt
Organism: Volvox carteri f. nagariensis
Lineage: Eukaryota; Viridiplantae; Chlorophyta; Chlorophyceae; Chlamydomonadales; Volvocaceae
Exons: 1
Coding region: 466-1206 (246 amino acids)
Source: RefSeq, a predicted model, not a curated record
CUGGCAGAGGGCAAUGCAUGGCGAGGAAACGUGUUUCUCAACCCUGCUUUUGGUGUACGGAGUGGGCAGAGCCUCCAAGGGCUAUUUUUUGGAAGAUGCGUGCGGGAGUAUCAGGCGGGGAAUGUGAGUCAGGCCGUGGUGCUAUUGAAGGCAGGUAUUGGCUACAGCUGGUUCAAUGAUGUGCUGGACUGGCCAGUGUGCUUUCUCCGGGAGCGCCUUUCGUUUGUCCGGCAGGUGGGCACUAGUGAUGAGCUUCAAUGGGGAGCCCGUGCGCAGAAUCCACACGGCAGUGUCAUUGCCUAUAUGGGGCCUGCCGUUGAAAGGUUUGCCACCUUGUUUAGUCGCAUUGGGAGGGUGCCAGGCAUGAACUCGUGGGCACUGUUCCCCCCACGGUAGGGGGCGAAUGCUUGUUGUGUUGUUUGCAAUGAGUGCCAGCGCUGGCAUUUGGUGUGAAGCAAGAAAUGCAUGGACGACUCUGUUGUUAGACUCCCCAACCUAGAUUCGGUGCUGCCAACUCAUAGAAGUUCCUUGUGUUUGAGUUUGUUUUGCUAUGGGGCGCGACUUGCAAGCAGAACUUCCUUGUGUUUGAGUUUGGUUUGCUAUGGGACGCGACUUGCAAGCAGAACUUCCUUGUGUUUGAGUUUGGUUUGCUAUGGGACGCGACUUAUAAGCAGAACUUCCUUGUGUUUGUGUUUUGGUUUGCUAUGGGACGCGACUUGCAAGCAGAACUUCCUUGUGUUUGAGUUUGGUUUGCUAUGGGACGCGACUUAUAAGCAGGACUUCCUUGUGUUUGAGUUUGGUUUGCUAUGGGACGCGACUUGCAAGCAGAACUUCCUUGUGUUUGAGUUUGGUUUGCUAUGGGACGCGACUUAUAAGCAGGACUUCCUGGUGUUUGAGUUUGGUUUGCUAUGGGACGCGACUUGCAAGCAGAACUUCCUUGUGUUUGAGUUUGGUUUGCUAUGGGACGCGACUUGCAAGCAGGACUUCCUUGUGUUUGAGUUUGGUUUGCUAUGGGACGCGACUUGCAAGCAGAACUUCCUUGUGUUUGAGUUUGUUUUGCUAUGGGACGCGCCUUAUAUGCAGGACUUCCUUGUGUUUGAGUUUGGUUUGCUAUGGGACGCGACUUGCAAGCAGGACUUCCUUGUGUUUGAGUUUGGUUUGCUAUGGGACGCGACUUGCAAGCAGAACCUCCUUGUGUUUGUUUGAGUUUCCAUGUAAGCAACUAUGGACAACUAAACCAUCCAUCCUUGGCCUGUUUUGCAGUCCUGUCAGUAUUCCAAGUUCUGCACCUGCAGCCUCAUUUUACAGCAGAACACCCAAUUCUAAUCCUCCAACUGUGUUCCCAAUCCUAUGGCAGCGACCUCAUCCUAAACUUGCGAAAGCCUGCAAUCCCCAUCCUGUCGACCAGGGUCCCAUCCCCAUCCCUGGCCAGGGCUCCCAAUCCCCUCCUUGGUCAAGGUUGCAAUCCCCAUCCCUCAGACAGGGAUCCCAUCCCCAUCCUCACCCCCGACAGCAAUCCCCAUCCCAAAAGUAG